Messenger RNA from Sordaria macrospora k-hell, 846 nucleotides. RefSeq lists its product as uncharacterized. Gene Ontology annotation, biological process: fatty acid beta-oxidation. Gene Ontology annotation, cellular component: peroxisome. Gene Ontology annotation, molecular function: delta(3)-delta(2)-enoyl-CoA isomerase activity. The record is from RefSeq and is a predicted model, not a curated record. NCBI's taxonomy places the organism in Eukaryota, Fungi, Ascomycota, Sordariomycetes, Sordariales, Sordariaceae.
AUGGCCGCCGCAAUCGAACAAAAAACCCUCUUCACCCUCCCCAUCGCCCCCUCCGCCUCCCAACCCGGCGGCCACCUCACCUGCUCCACCCCAUCCGAAGGAUCCAGGAUUUACAUCCUAACCCUCACCUCCCCGCCCGACAACCGUCUAACCGACACAUUAUGCACCACCCUCCUCUCCGCCUUGGACAUCCUCGAAUUCUCUCCCGACCGCUUCCCCCCCGGCGUAGUAAUAACCACCUCCUCCCUGCCCAAAUUUUUCAGCAACGGUCUCGACCUCGAAAACGCCCUGUCAGACCCCUCCUUCCUCCCAGACAAACUCUACGCCCUCUUUAGGAGAUACCUAACCUACCCCAUGCCCACCAUCGCUUUACUAAACGGACACGCCUUCGCGGGCGGCCUAAUGCUCGCAAUGCACAUGGAUUACCGCGUCAUGAACCCCUCGCGCGGAUUUGUGUGCGUGAAUGAGCUUGAUUUCGGGGUGCCGCUGAAGCCGGCUAUGAGCGCCAUUUUCAGAUUGAAGUGCGUCCCGCAGACGUAUAGGAAGUUGGCGUUGGAGGCGCAUAGGUUUGGCGGGAAGGAGGCGAGGGAGGCGGGGAUUGUGGAUCUUACGGGAGGAAUGGAGGAGACACUGAAAUUGAUUAAGGAGAGGAGGCUGACGGAGAAAUGUAAGAGUGGGAUUUAUGGGGUUAUGAAGGGGGAGAUGUAUAGGGAGAGUGUGGAGGGGUAUUUGACCGGGGAGGGACAUGUCAAGGAGGAGGAGAGGGUGAGAGCGCUGCAUGAGAGUGAGGAAAAGAGGAGGGAGGUGGGGGAGAAGAGGGUUGGUGAGAUUUUGAGUAAGCUUUAG